Fraxinus pennsylvanica is the source of this 1023-nucleotide messenger RNA. The record is from the annotation of a GenBank genome assembly. NCBI's taxonomy places the organism in Eukaryota, Viridiplantae, Streptophyta, Magnoliopsida, Lamiales, Oleaceae.
AUGAAAAUCUCAAAUUUUGAAAUAGAUUUGAGUGAAAAUGCACAGGUUAAGAAAAGUAACACAACUCGUGCUAAAGGUCAACUUAGAAGAAUGGAUACUCAGCAAUCUCUUUCUUUCAGGAAAAAGCAGAAGUCACACUAUGAACCUGAACAAGAUACCGAGAAUAAUGACGUAAAUCCUAUAGCUGGAAUCAGUGUAGAGGAAGAAGAACAGAAGAUAUUUACGUGGGGUGAGCGAAGUAGAGCUCUGUCACAAGAAGAAACGACAUUUCUGCAGAAAAAUGCCUUGCAGAGAAAAUUGGAGAAAAUCAGUUCUGUUGAAAACAUACUUCUUGAGAGUUCUUUCAAAUAUCAGUUUUUUGAAGGUAAAUAUUCAUUGUUUUUUGUCGUUCUGACAGUGUCAAUAUGUGGAAUUAAGAGCAGAACUAAAGAUGUGGAACAUUGCUUAUCACUGUGUGUAGAGGUGAGACUGCAUGGACUAAUAAGCAAAUUGAUUAAGAUGUCAAAGAAGAAAAGAAGCCUAAUGUUGUCCACAGCAGAAGUUCAACAUUGUGUCGUCAUCUCUAACCAGGAACUUUGGAAGAAGGAGAUUAUGCGUGAUAAAGAGUUUAGAGGAGAAAUUGCUGCUAAUGUUGACAGGAACAAAGAUAUAAAAUGUGCUGAACCUUCCCAGGAAAAUAAAAUGAAAAGAACUGCAGAUGAGACACUUCGCUCUGCAAAUAGAGCAGCCAGGGCAGCAGCAGGUUGGGACGACAUCACAUCAAAGUGGAAAUUUAUGGGCAAACCAGAACGGAAGAAGCAAGAAACUAGUAGUAGUAGUCAUCAAGAAUCACAAAGAAAAGGUACAAUGCUGACUGAUUGUGUGUUGAGGCAUUUUUUGUUUUGUGUGAUGGACGAUGAAUACAUUGCAGGGACAGUAAAGGGGUUUGAGCCCAAGAUAACAAUCAAGGACAUUAUUGCACUACUUGAAAGGGAACCUCUUAUGUCAAAAUCGACACUCAACUACUGCUUAUGCAAUCGGUAA